CGCACCACUUCUAGUUGGCCAAUUAACGAAUUGUAUCCUAUUUUUGUUGAAAUUAUCACUGAAAAAUAUUAAAUAGCUAGUUAAAACAGAGAGCUGCCAAUAGCUGGUCAACGGGGCUCACAGAGGAGGCUGCAAUCGACAUGGCCACGCUUCCGCCGCGCAAGAGUCAGACGCCCACAAGGAUCUGCAUAUCCAAGCAGCACCUGACGCCGCUCCAAACAUUGCUCCAAAUGGGCUUUCCCAGGCACAGGGCGGAGAAAGCUUUGGCUUCCACGGGCAAUCGAGGAGUCCAGAUUGCCUCGGAUUGGCUGCUGGCCCAUGUAAAUGAUGCUACUUUGGAUGAAUGCGCCCCCAGGGAGUACAUCAUAUAUGCCUGUCCCACGGGUCCGUUUCUGCAGCAACUGGAGGAGUUCUGGGCCAAGUCGCGCCAAAUGUGCGGCUGGAAUGGAGCCCACAACUAUGUGCCGCACAUAACGCUGGUCUCGUUUUUUAAGGCCCCCGAUGAGUGCUCCCUGCAGCUGUCGAAGGCCCUCAAACAGGUGGUGGACAUGACGGGCGCUCUGCUGAAUCGACCCCUCAAACUGGAGCCCUACAUGAGCCAGAACUUCAUGGGCUUCUUUGUGGCUGAGGAGGAUGCCAACUUCUUGAAACGACUGGCCCUGCAGUACGUCAAGGAGGUGUCCAACUCAAUCAUUAGCGAUACCUAUGAGCAGCUGGACGCCAUUGUGGCCUGCUUCCCCUGGUGCGGAGCCGUCUCCUCGGGCACCCGCUGCAUACCGCGCAGCAGUCGAUCCAUCUCACUCGAGCCCCACGUAAAGAGCUUGCACCUGACGCUCGCCUACCAGUUCCCGCAGGCACAGUUCAAUGCACUGAAAGCACUCGUGGAGACCCUAGACGCCGGCUGCGCCUCCAAUUGGGAACUGCGACUCUAUUCCCGCGAUCCGCGGCUCGCCACCAAACAAGUCCAAAAGGUCGUUUAUCCGCACAAUCCGCACGAGACGGAUGAACUGGAGCUGCGCAUCGGCGACUAUAUCUACUUGAACACCGAGGUGGUGGACAGUUCCAGUGACGGUUGGGCCGAAGGCAUCUCCUGGUUGACCGGGAGCACGGGCCACCUGCCCGUCAAUUACACCGAACGCACUGCCGAGUCGGACGCCUGGACCCUGCAUCGAGUGGUGCAGCUCUCCAAGAGCGUGGCCUCAUCCCUGACCUCCGCCGAGGAUCUGGACAUUGUGGACGGACGCAGCAUAUCGACGGAACCCGAGGAGCGUCAGCACACCGCCCAUCCCGAGAUCAUCGAGGGCUCCUCCUUCGAGGAAUCCGAGCAGAGUGUGGAGAAGUACUUGCGGCAGACGCUGAAACCCUGUCUGGAACUGCCCUCCGUGCAGCUGCUCAACAGCCACAACUUGUCGCAUCAGCACAACCCGAACACGCCGACAAUUGAGAUCACAACCAACAUGUCUUCCUGCUCCACAUCCGUGUCCAAGCAGCCGGUGGAUGAGAUUUUGGUGGAACCGCCUGCAGCUCAGCCUCCUCGGCCGGACGACACACUCAGCGUCCACUCGGAGGAUCACUCGCUGCAUCCCGGCUCACUGGAUGCCUCGCAUGCCAAGAACCGCAAGAUCUACAUCAUGCGCCAUGGCGAGCGGGUGGACUUCACCUUCGGCACCUGGAUUCCCUACUGCUUCGAUGAGUUUGGCAACUACAUGCGGAAGGAUCUGAAUAUGCCCAAGACGCUGCCGCGUAGGAAGAACAGCCCCGAGGGCUGGCAGAAUGACUCGCCGCUGACCAAUGUGGGUGUCUACCAGGCCAAUCUCAUUGGGCAGGCUUUGUUCGAGGCCCAGGUGCAGAUCGAUCAUGUCUACUGUUCGCCCUCGUAUCGCUGCAUCCAGACUUGCACCAGUGCGCUGGAGGGAUUGCAACUCACCGGCAAGCACAAGAUCAAGCUGGAGCCGGGCUUGUUCGAGUGGAUGGCCUGGUAUCCCAGCGGCGUUCCCGACUGGCUGACUAAGAAUGAGCUAGUUGAGGCCAAGUACGAUGUGGAUCUGGACUAUGAACCGGUGCAGCCGGGCUCUGAUUUAACUGUUCGCCUUAAGGAGUCCACCGAGCAGUUCUACGAGCGUAACCACGACGUUAUCCUGCAGCUGCUGGAGCAGACAACUGGUAAUAUCCUGGUUGUGGCCCAUGCCACCACGUUGGACACCUGCUCCCGGCAACUGACCGGCGGAGUUCCACGCAGCACGAACGAGCUGCGCCAGGUGAUCCACAAGAUACCGUACUGCAGCCUGGCCACCGUGGAGCAGGUGGACGGCGUCUGGAAGCUGGUGGAGCCCGAAUGCCUGCCGGUGACGCACUCGAAGAACCCGCGAUUCGAGUGGAAUGCCCUGUCGGCCACCUAGUGUCAGUGCUUGGAGCAGUUUCUGUGCAAGCAUUGAGACUGAGAUUCGUUUUGGGAUUGGG
Molecule: messenger RNA, 2460 nt
Organism: Drosophila takahashii
Lineage: Eukaryota; Metazoa; Arthropoda; Insecta; Diptera; Drosophilidae
Gene: Epp
Product: Ecdysteroid phosphate phosphatase
Molecular function (GO): protein binding
Source: RefSeq, a predicted model, not a curated record